Molecule: messenger RNA, 240 nt
Organism: Pelecanus crispus (Dalmatian pelican)
Lineage: Eukaryota; Metazoa; Chordata; Aves; Pelecaniformes; Pelecanidae
Source: RefSeq, a predicted model, not a curated record
AUGGAGGCCAUCAAGAAGAAGAUGCAGAUGCUGAAACUGGACAAGGAGAACGCCAUCGACCGUGCCGAGCAGGCGGAGGCCGACAAGAAGCAGGCGGAGGACCGCUGCAAGCAGCUGGAGGAGGAACAGCAGGGCCUGCAGAAGAAGCUGAAGGGCACGGAGGAUGAGGUGGAGAAGUACUCCGAGUCCGUCAAGGAGGCCCAGGAGAAGCUGGAGCAGGCAGAGAAGAAAGCUACAGAC